Aspergillus tubingensis is the source of this 837-nucleotide messenger RNA. Its product is annotated as acyl-CoA dehydrogenase, C-terminal domain family protein. The record is from RefSeq and is a predicted model, not a curated record. The transcript is spliced from 2 exons. Bases 1 to 837 code for a protein of 278 amino acids. Lineage: Eukaryota; Fungi; Ascomycota; Eurotiomycetes; Eurotiales; Aspergillaceae. Gene Ontology annotation, molecular function: protein binding.
AUGGAAUCACCACACAAGAUAUUCCUCAUACCUGAGGUACUGGAACAAGUCCUCGUGGAGCUCGACGCAACCACCCUCCUCCUCUCCCAACGCGUCUGCCACCUCUGGAACUCACUGAUCAAGACAUCCCCGACCCUCCAAAGAGCCCUAUUCUUCCGCCCUGAAAAGCAGCCACCAACCGAAGACCAAAACCCCAAGCGCACCACAAACCCCUUCUUGGACAAGCUCCUGAAGCACUUCGUCAGCAACCCUACAUCAGUCAACGGCACACAAGAUAGCAGCAACUGGCUUUGUCUAUUCAUGCCCCAACAAACAACGAAUCAUCAAAGGCUAGGACGGAAGCAGCACCCCUACUCCCGCCCCGAAGCCAGCUGGCGGGAAAUGCUCCUCGACCAACCACCAACCCCGAGCAUAGCGGUCAGGGAUGACCUCAUGCCCCUGAGGACAUUUGGGGUACUCUGCGACGAGAGAAAGUCCGUCCUCAGAUUAAAGCAUCUAGAGACGCUUGUUCAGGACGCUAGGUCUUAUUAUACCGAGAAGCGAUCGCCCCCAAGCUUGAUCGAGCUGUACAAUGACAUCCGACUGGGAGACCAGCCAAUUCAGAAGAUCCAAAAGGCUGAGCGGGAGUAUUUUCGGGGUAACACAUCCCAGGAGGCCAUUGCAAGGAAGCCAACACCAGUUUCGCAGUGGGGUUGCCAGCACACGCCACCCCACCAGCAGCGUCUCCGGAAAGCGGGGGAGCUUUUGGUCACUGACUCCAAGCUGUGGAAGUGGAUCAUGCUGUUCAAAUUUGAGUGGGAUCGGACUCACGGAUACAAACCCGUCUCAGAGCGUUGA